Messenger RNA from Patiria miniata (bat star), 6117 nucleotides. RefSeq lists its product as uncharacterized. The record is from RefSeq and is a predicted model, not a curated record. The transcript is spliced from 7 exons. Lineage: Eukaryota; Metazoa; Echinodermata; Asteroidea; Valvatida; Asterinidae. Bases 1 to 6117 code for a protein of 2038 amino acids.
AUGUCUGUGGCCGCGUCUUUGACAGGCCCGGCACGCUCCAACACCAGCUGUCUUGCUAUCUGGGAAGGUCACGCAUGCCCCUGCGGCGACACGCUGCCCGUCUCUGCCGGUGUCCUUCCGCUGCACUGUCCCAAGCAGUCAGUCUUUUGGCAGUCCUUCCGGAUCUCCUGGCAGUUUUUCCGCAUCUUUCUGCGGUUCUCGGCCUUGGAUGGUGUUGAGAACAGUGAUGAAGGUCGAUACCUGUGCCAAGUUGUGCCCGUUUCAUCAGGGAACAGAUUUGGACAAGUUGAUAUAAAGGUUAUCGGGGACUUCUUUCCAGCAAGCAAGAGUGAAGCAUCAUCAACAGCUAGUUUUCAGCGAGGUCACAGACAGACGCUACCGUGUGAGUGCGCGUCACAGACGCCAGACGUAAUGUAUUGGUCAACGGGAGAGGGAGUCACUACAGAUACACAGAUCAUUGGUGCACGUUUCUCUGAUGGUGCUACCCUACAGAUCCAACAUGGCGCCGAUAACAGCAUUGGUAGCGACGCUUCACUUACAGUCAACUCCCUGCAUGAAGUACAAGUUAGACAGAGAUUUUGGUGUCACGUGUUCCAGUCGGAUGGUACUCUCAGAAAUUGCGCUACCAAUGUCCAGAUAUCAGAUGCGCCCAAUCCAACUGGUGCCCUUCAGGCUUCAGAAACAUCAUUCUACCUGCAAGAAGGAUUACGUCAGGUUCUCCCUUGUACCAGCUGGAUACCAGGCACGGAAACCUGCGAGAUUCAGUGGCUGAAGCUCGACAUCCCCAAUCAAAAUGUACUCAGUUACAACCUGUCGACCAAUCAGAUUGAAGCACCCGUUACAGGAUAUGAUCUGGCCAGUGAUUUUGGUUUGGUUAUCGCCUCAGCAGAAGAUGACCAUGCUGGAAGGUACAGAUGUGAUCUUGUGGAUACUGCAACUGAGAGCGCUGAAAUUGAAGUUCGCAUCAUAGGAAACCAAUUUCCACUUGACGGCGGCAGUGCUACAGCAGAUGACGCGGUUUCUUUUGAACCCGAUCGAAAACUCAGCUUCACCUGCCUUGCUAAACGAAACAUCUCCUUGACGACCAAAGCCACUUUGUUUUGGUCGUAUGGCGCCCUCGAUGCGCACACUACCACUGUGGUCGGCAAAUUGGAUCUUCUAGGUGUUUUCAUGACGUUGUCUGAUCUGGGAGACGACUGUUUCCAGACAUCUACAGAGGGUUCCCUUAUCUUGAACAAUUGCUCACAAGAUGAUGACGUCAGAUACUGGUGUCAUGUCUUCCCCGACGGUGGCGUUGUCAUCAGGUCGUAUGUUGAUUCACGAUUGAAAACUCCAACUGGUAACCCCGACUCGUUCUAUAUCCUCCCGCUGGUUUUAUGCAUUUGUGUACUAGUCAUCGUUUUCCUGUUGAUUGCCAUGCUGUUGGUCUGGAAUCGUCGCAAGCAAGAAUCUAUUCCGACCUUUGACGUGAAAAAACUUCGCGGGAAAAUUGAAACGUUUAUAAAGAAAACCUUUAGUCAAAUUCCAAUCACGCCAUGGGUUACAUGGGCUGAUGCAGACAAGGCACCGAUGGGUAAGGUGUAUGUACCGACAGAGAUGUUACGUAACGUGCCCUUCCAAGAUGGUAUUGUAAGGUAUAAAUUAAACUCCGAGUCGGAAAUCUUUGAUGAUGGGGACGAAGAACUGGGAAAUAUGCAUGUACUCAUUAAUGGUAGAUCAGGAAGUGGUAAGUCUACAUUGUUGUACAAGGUAGCGUGUGAUUGGUCCAAGGGGAGAAAAGACGCACUGCUGGCUGAGAAAAAGUUAGUCUUUUUUGUACCAGCUACAGUCCUCAUUCAAACUGGCAAUCUUGGUCAAGCAGUUGUUGAACACAUGCUACCUUCACAACCGAAAACAUUGGCAAGUUCGAUCAAUGAGUACUGCUGCAGUCAUCCCAGUGAUGUGGCUUUACUUGUUGAUGGAUGUAAAGGUGAACAAGACAUAGAUGCUGUGAUGAGAAUUAUGAAAGAGCAAGGUCUUCUUGAAUGUCAAAUGAUCAUGACUACGAUGAAUGCAAAGAUUGCACGAGAUGCGUGCAAUCAAUAUAACAUGCGACACAUCACGAUCAAUGGUUUUACACCAGACAAUGUUCACCAGUACGUAAAUAACAUUCUCGAAAUCUUGCUCGAUCGAAAUCCUGGUGAAAAAUCACCUAAAAAGAUUGCAGCAACUACACGAGUAUCAAAACACACAGACACAGUUGUCACUAUGGAAAGCACACCUCUGAUUCCUUCACCUCAAGAAACAGCAGGUAUGAUAGGCGAGCAGAAAAGCCAUAUCUCCCUCUACCAGCGAAUUAAAUCCGAUGAAAAACAUUCUCGUGACGAAAAACCACAAAGUAAAGAUACGCCGAUUACAGGAAGCUCCAAACACCCAGACACAGUUGUCAAUAUCGAAAGCACAUCUCCUAGCACUAAAGAAACACAAGACACGACAGGUGUUUAUAAAGAAUCUACAAAUGAUCUGACUCAUGAUGAAGAACGACAAAGUAAAGGUGGUCAAAAAUCACCAAGUAAAGAUGCACCAGGGACAGAAAGCACAACACACACAGACACAAAUAUCAUUAUGGAUAGUACACAAUCAAACACUGUGCCUACAGAUUCACAACAAAUAACAGGCGAGCAAAACACUGAUGUCUUUUCUGACCUCCGCAGGUGUUUAGAUGAGGAUAUCUUACCUCCACAGUUUGUUUGUCUGCCCGCUAAUCUUGCGGCACUCUGUCAGUUAUGCGUUUGGACCAAGGGAGAGGCAUUCCGUUCUAAUGCUUUGACCAUUGGCGAUGUUUGCUACAGGUUGGUCAAGUGUAUGUUUCAGAGGAGUAAACCAAUCAGAGAUGACAAGUCUCUGAAUGAGGAAACUGUCUUCGGCUAUGGCGCUCACCUUAAAAACAUCGUGGCAAAGGAGCAGCUUGAACUAUUAAUAGAGCUUGGCAAGGUGAUUUGGCCCCAGAUCUCUAAAUACUACGAGGGUACGUUAACACUGUCUGAGUCGGACUUCCUCGGUACUGAAGGAGGACAGGAGGCUCUUGAAGCGGCAUUCCAAGUUGGUCUGCUUUGCCGUUGCAAGAAUUUUAACAGGAAAUCUACGGUGGGGUCCACUGAACUGAAUGCAGACAUAGAUGUCAAGGUGCUGAAACCAAACAAUAGAUGUUCAUGUUUCUGUUGUAGACAAAGUGUUCAGAGUGAGUCCGAAAUACCGCUGAUACCACGAAAUAAAGAGCUCCAGAUACAAAACUUUGUCCUUGAGAUACUGGAGCAGCUUUGCGUUGGCAUGUACUUGGCUCAUUCUACGGAAAGCGUGAGCAACUGGUUUGAAGAAAUGACACGUACUUUUGGCCUUAGAACCAGUCUGGACAAGAUUUCCAGUGUAGUCUCAUUCGCCUGUCGGGAAAACCAAAAUGACCGUGAAGCAGCAAUCAAGCUUCUUGUAAAGAUCGUGAAAACAGGUAGAAAUCAAUCAAAGAGUCUAAAAGAUGUGCUCCCUGUGCAGAAAUCACUGGAGUUAGCAUUGGAGAUCAAUCGUGAUAGCAAUAUCUCAGGUUCCGCGAACAAAACACUGAAUAUGCUGUUCGAUAAGGGAACGAUUCGUUUAAUUGGAGUCUCGAGACACAAGAUCCGUCUCCUAGUGUAUCUUUUCAAACAUGCACAGGAAGGUGGGGGCGAUGGCAAGCUUAAUGUGAAGUCGAUCGAACUGUUUCGGAUAGGUCGCAAUGAUUGGAAGGACGUUCGAGAAAUGUUUGCGGGUUUUGUUCAAGUGUUAGCGGACGUAGGUAAGAACACAUCUAAUAAGGAGGAGAGACAAGCCAAGGAGGAUAAUUCCGAAUCACCAACUCCUCCACAUUCCCUGGAUACAAAGACACAUUCUGCCACUUCAAGGCAAGAACAUAUCGGGGAACACAAAGGCGAACACGGAGCACAGGACCCUGCUUCCUUAACAAGUGAUAAAACAUGUCAAGAUGAGAAUCAGAACAUUAAAAUGAGUGAACAAGAUAUUGAGGGAUCGGUGUCAAAAGAACCAGAAGAUGAAGAAAACCACCCAGGGGACAAACAGCAACCCAAUGAUACUGCCCUUCAGAUGAGUAGCGACACAAAUGUUGAAGAAAAAGAUCCUCAGGCAGAACAGAGGUUACAAGAUGCCUCAGCCUCUACAGAGUCACAAGAUGAAGGAAACACAUUUGAGAGCAACCUACAAGCAGAUGAAAAUGAAUCCCAAACAGAUGGAGGAGUGAAAUCUAAAAAAAAACGGGACCAGUCUUCAAAAUCUCCGAAGAAUAAAACAGGUAAAAAAUUAAAACCCCAAAGCAAAGCGACACCACCAGAUGAUGACAAAACCAAAAAUGAGGCAGAUAACCCUCCAAAAGUUUUAAGUCAAUUCGAACAAAUUUCUCCAAUCAUGAAAGAAUCGGGAAGUGCAUCACAACAACUGGAAGAACGGCAAACCCCUGAACCGAAAAAUGACGACGCUAGUUCACCCGCCUCUCUCCCUCACGAUACGCUUAAGAUACCAUCCUCAACAAAAUCUUUUCUCGAAGUAGAUCAACUAGACAACAAGGGCCCAACAGAUGAUGUGGCAUCCCAGAAAUCAAAAGGAGAGGAAAUCCACCCAAGUCCCAGCUCUUAUUCGACUGACUGUUCUGAACAAGACGUUAUGGCUCCGACAAAAUCACAAGGUGAAGGAAACAAAUUCGAAGACAAUCUACAAACAGAUGAAACUGAAUCGCAAACAGACAGAGCUCAAGUUGGAAAAGUGAAGUCUGCCGAAAAGCGGAGAAAGUCAUCAAUAUUUUCGACAAAGAAGAAUACAAAAGGUGAAAAAGAGAACUCCCAAAGCAAAGCCGCACCACCAGAUGAUGACAAAACCAGACAUGAAGCAGAGAACCUUCAAAAAGAUUCACGUCAAUCCGAGCAAAAUGCGCAAAUCAAGAUAGAAUCAGAAAGUCCAUCCAAACAACCAAAAGAACAGCAAACCCCUGCACAGAAAAAUAAAGACGCCAUUCCACCCGAUUCUAAAAUCGAAGUACAUCAACCAGAAAACGGAGAGCCAGUAGACUUUGUGCCAUCCCAGAAGUCAAGCGAAGGGGAGGUCUACUCAAGUCCCAGCUCUCAUUCGCUCGACCACCCUCUGGAAGCACUCGGUAAGGUGUAUAAACCCGAAACACUCAGAGCAUUGCGGAAAAACGUAGAAUCAAGAAACGAAGAUAUGCCUUGGUUCCAUCCUGACCAGUCAGACAUCAGUGUCCUUCAUACCGUGCAGUCUUUUGGACUACAGGAGACCGUUGAUUCGCAAUGUGGCGAAUGUCAUUCCUCGAAUGCAGUUAAAGACUUCAUUCACUGCUUGCCUGAAUUGAAAACGCUGGAAAGUCUCAUUCUGGUUGGGACGAUUCUAAGUCCAAAAGAUAUAUGCUCCCUAGCAAGUCAUCUGAAUAAAAUCACCAAGUUGAAGAAGCUUGAUCUUCGUCUGAACCAACUUUUCGACGACCGUGCCUUUGAGGCUGUUACCGACUCGCUACAUGCUUGCAAGGAGCUUAGGGAACUAAGACUGUCUCUGUACAGAGUGACUAAAGAUGGGUUCAGUAAUGUCAAGACGAAAAUGGAGAAAGGUGGAGGAAAGUCUUGGGAAAGACUAGAGACGCUUUAUCUUCUACACGCUUCCCCUGCAGAACCACUCGUGGAAUUCUUGUCCGACAGUCUGAAAUAUCUCCAUGACAUAGAAUACAUCCAUAUGUCAGCAUCGUCUCCAAAUGAUGAGAUAUCAGAAAAUGUUCUCCGUGACGUCAAACAUAAUAUGGAAAAUCCAGACUAUGUGACAAACUUAAAAAUGCCAGUCAUGGAGAACAUGGAGCAACUGAAAUCAACGUUGGCCCAACUAAAGCUGCCGAAGGGGAAAAAGAAGCAGACACGCGACUUGGUUCCGAAACUUGUCGAGACUGUCUUGGAGGACAUUCCAAGCUUAGAGGAAAUAAAGAGGGCAGGACGGGGUGCUGUGAUUGGAGCAAAAAUUGGGAGUAAAGUUGCAGGAAAAAAGGGAGCCAAGGUGGGAACAGUAAUUGGUGCAGCCGCAGGAUCUGUUCUGGGAUGA